AUGGGUUCAUCAAAAGGACAUAUUGUUCUCAUUAUCAACUAUGGACCUAACCAAGUGGUUCUGUCUCCAAAUGAAACAUCUUACACGUUAAAUGAAGAUAGUCACGUCCCGGAUAUCACGUGUACAGCAGACUGUCAACCAGAUUGUAAUUUAAUGUGGAUAAGACCAAAUGGGCAAGUGGAUUCAAAUAACAUUUUAAGUUUGAAGGAGAUCCAGAAGAACCAAGCGGGGACAUAUCAAUGUAAUGCUAGUAAUGUCGUGAGCAAUAUGGUAUCCGCUGAUGUAACCAUCAGUGUUCUUUAUGGACCAGAAAAAGUAACACUUUCUCCAAAUACCACAGAAUACACCUUAAAUGAAGGAGAACAUGUUCCUAAUAUAAACUGCUCUGCGGAAUUCGGACCAUCUUCAGUUGUACUCUCUCCAAACAAAACGAAAUAUACAAUAAAGGAAAACGAAUCUUUACAACCUAGUAUUUCAUGCACUGCAACCUGUCAACCACAUUGUGUGGGAACAUGGACCAUACAUACCGGACAGCCUGAUAUACCUACAAAUUUCAGUGCGUCAUGCGACGCACCCGAUUCUGCAAAUUUGAAAUGGAUACCUUCAUUUGAUGGUGGAGAUACACAACAAUUCAAACUAUUUUAUGCAGUUCAAGAUAGACAAAUUAAUUUGAACAAAGAUGGACUUCAGUAUGCAGAUCUUGUCUUCAGUAAAUCUACAAUAGGCCCGAAAUUUGUUAUUCGUGGACUUGAAAACCGGACUAUUUAUGCAGAAGUUGACACUUCACAGAAAAUUGAACCGUUAACUGACAGUGAUGAAGACGAACCAAGUGACAAGAACACUAACAAUGAGGAAUCUGGCAUAUAA
Mytilus californianus (California mussel) is the source of this 867-nucleotide messenger RNA. RefSeq names its product nephrin-like. The record is from RefSeq and is a predicted model, not a curated record. The transcript has 6 exons. Gene Ontology annotation, molecular function: protein binding. Lineage: Eukaryota; Metazoa; Mollusca; Bivalvia; Mytilida; Mytilidae. Bases 1 to 867 code for a protein of 288 amino acids.